AUGCCUAGUGAUCUGGGUACGUGGUUCAGAAGCGUGCCUGUCGUCACCAGGUACUGGUUCGCUGUUUCCGUUGUCAUUCCUCUACUUGGAAGGUUUGGACUGAUAAAUCCAUUAUGGAUGUAUCUGGAUUGGGAUCUGGUUGUCUACCAUUUUCAUAAUCUUGAAACGGGCACGUUCUCUGGACGUCCAGCAGACUACUUAUAUAUGCUGAUAUUCAACUGGUUGAUUUGUGCGGGGAUUUGUAUGGCAGCUGGAGUUUAUUUCUUGUUGGAACCAAUGGUUUUAAGCGUUUUGUACGUGUGGUGUCAGCUGAAUAAGGAUACUAUUGUUUCGUUUUGGUUUGGAACCACAUUCAAGGCGAUGUAUCUCCCUUGGAUAUUAUGUGCUUUCAAUGCAAUUCUUCGUGGUGGCGGUAUAAAUGAACUACUGGGCAUAUUGGUCGGCCACACUUACUAUUUUCUUGCAUUCGACUACCCUCUUCAGCACGGUGGAACUUCUUUUUUACGGACGCCACAGUUUUUAUACAAUUAUCUUCCAAACGAGGAAGGUGGUGUUCAUGGAUUCGGAGCGGAUCGUGUGAACCAACGAAGAGGGGCAGCCGAAGGUGGUAGGCAUUUCUGGGGAAGAGGGCAAGUAGUGGGUGGAGACUCAUCAUCAAACCGUCUCAUUGGCCCUAAGGAUCAUUCAUCUAUUCAGAUCGAUAUUGUUGAUGUCGAUCCAAUUACUGGACGCAUGGUCGCCGGGAAAACAACUCGCUACGCCAUCUGCGGUGCUCUUCGUCGUCAGGGGGAGUCUGAUGAUGCACUACUAAGGCUAGCUCAGAGAGACGGGCUUAUCCCUAAGAAUCUCUGA
This is a messenger RNA of Angiostrongylus costaricensis, 852 nucleotides long. The record is from the annotation of a GenBank genome assembly. NCBI's taxonomy places the organism in Eukaryota, Metazoa, Nematoda, Chromadorea, Rhabditida, Metastrongylidae.